ACUAUUACUUUCAACUCGUAUAGACCAAAGUUUAAAACCAAAAAAAAACCGAAACAAGUGCUAAAUUGUCGUUUGUUGUAUCGCAUUGAAAAAUAUAUAUUUCAAAGAUAAAAGAAAAAAAAAAAAUAUCGUCGCACAUGGUGCAUAAAUUCCAAGUAAAGAGUUUCUUUGCGGUCGUUUUACGUGCGUGAAAUUCUUAAUUGUCAAUAUAGAAACGUUUGUACCACAAUAUAAUUGUAUGAAGCGAGUGUUUAGUUUCUGUGUGGUGAACGCGGUUUAUCUGGCGAUUUAUAAAAUUUUCGCAUUUUGUUUUUUGAAUUAGCCAAAAUAAAAAAAAAAGAAAUAAAAAAGUCGUAUUAAAGUGUGUCUUGUUUGAUAAAUUAAGUUAUUGACCAUCACAACAGAAGAUGAUAGACAACUAACUGUCAAGCUGUUUGAGAGAGAAAUGUUAAAAAUGUUCCAUGGACUUCUACAUAUUGAUCCUUUCGAUAGCUUAUAGAAUCUCAAUGGAAAAUAUAAAGCUAAUUGAAUUCCUUUUGCCUCAUCGAACUCAGCCAUCGAACAAAAGAGCCACUGUCAUUUUUCCUACACAAGGUGAACAUUCAGUCAUUGAAACAAAACAAAAGUGAUGCAAAGCAUAAAAUUACUAAAUCAUGACAAGCAAAUGAUAAUAAAUACAAUUUAGUUGCACAAAAAGGAUACAACCAACCAUUACAAACGAGAUGACAUCUAGCAAAAGGUGAUGCUGACAAAAUGUUUCCUUUUCAUUUUGGACGACUACAUCCUACAUUCUGGCAUCCUUUGAAACUCUGGUGAUGAUAAAUAAUAUGCAAGGACUAACUUUAUUUAUGCUAAAGGACAUUAAUUGAAUCACUGCUGUUAUAAAAUAAAAUAAUAAUUAGUCACAAGACAUUAGAAAAUAAGUAACAAAGGAUACCAUCCUCCCACCGCAUAUCCUUUGUGCACUUACACAGGAGAGUGCGUUCGACCCCUUUUUCAUUUACAAAAAGGGUUUUUACACGUAAUGAGGUCAUACUUUCGACUUAAGGCAGCACUAUUCGAACUUCAAGUGUAUCCUGUUCCUGCCUACGUUUUAUUUCUUGUUUUGAAUUUAAUUUUAAAUGUUAAUUCAGAGGUGUUUACAUUAGGAUACUUAACGGGGUCACAGAGGAAACCAGGCAAUUUGGAAUAUCAAAGACCAGGAAUCACAAUCUCCGGAGCAAUAUCUCUCGCCGUUUCCCAAGUCAAUAGUGGCAAACUAAAAAACCUUGGUCAUUCUCUAGCAUUUGUUGUUGCCGAAACAUAUGGUGAUGAAGUGUCUAGUAUCAGGCAGACAGCAUCUUUAUGGACACGUCAAGUUGCUGGUUAUAUAGGUCCGCAGGAAACUUGUGUACACGAAGGACGAAUGGCAGCUGCUUUUAAUCUACCAAUGAUUUCCUAUUAUUGCACCCAUAGGGAAACUUCAAACAAAAAGGAUUUCCCCACAUUUGCCCGAACACGUCCGCCAGACACACAGAUUUCAAAAUCUGUUGUCUCACUACUUUUAGCUUUCAAUUGGACUCAAGUGACAUUUUUGUACCUUGACAAUGUGAAAAGCUUGUACAAUCCAAUUGCUGAUACCAUCCUGAAUAUCCUGCGUAAGGCUGGUGUAAAGGUUCGUGACACUCUAACAUGGAAUACAAUCUAUCAUCAUGGCUACAUGGCGAAUCCUUUUGAUGAGUUGGUGGAAAGGACUUAUACAAACACACGAAUUUAUUUAAUCCUAAGUCAUUACUACGAGCACGUCGGACUCAUGGUGAGUUUACACAAGAAAGGACUUUUAUCGAAAGGCGAAUACUUUGUUGUGGGCAUUGAUAUUGAACAAUAUGAUCCUUCGUCACCGGACCAGUAUAUGCGUGGUUUACUCUUGGAGACAAUUGAUUCUAAAGCUGAGGAAGCAUUUCAAUCGUAUCUGGGGAUAUUUCCUACAGCUCCAACUUUAUUUGAAAAUUUUGCCAAAGAGGUAAAUAAAUACAUGGAACAGCCACCAUUCAAUUUUCCAAAUCCAUUGGGUAUCUUUGGAGGAACAAAACAGAUAAGUGCUGAAGCUGCAUAUUUAUAUGAUGCUGUACAUUUAUAUGCGAAUGGCUUAAUAAAACUCAUUGAAACUGGAGAUGAAAAACCAAAGAAUGGCACUGCAUUGAUAAGUGUCAUAAAAGGAACAAAGUACUUAAGUGCUAUGGGCUAUCAUGUGUACAUCGAUGAAAAUGGAGAUGCUUCUGGUAAUUAUACAGUCCUGGCAAGAGGAUGGGCUUAUAACAAACGAAAUACCACCGGACAUGGGCUGAUUCCAGUUGGUACAUUUGAUAGCCCGAAGGGUGAUGAUUUGCCUGAUUUCAAAUUGUAUGGCAAAAUUCCAUGGAUUGGCUCGGGACCACCGGCAGCGGAGCCCCAAUGUGGAUUCAAUGGAGAGAAAUGCAUAAGUUACACAGGUGAGAUAUCAGCAGGAAUUGCUGGCGGAGCACUCCUUCUACUCAGCAUCGUAUCGUUGGUCCUCUAUCGUAAUUGGCGUUACGAGCAGGAGCUGGAUAGUUUGCUCUGGAAAAUCGAUUUCCGCGAAGUGCAAAUUCAUGAGAAUGAAAAAGAAACGUCUAGUCAAAAACAAACUCGGUCCACCCAUCCUCUGAUAAGGACGAGUCAAGUUAGUUUAAGCUCAAAUCCGGAUGCGGAUUUCCGUUACACAACCAUAUUUACUCCCAUUGGUUUGUACAAGGGUCAAUUGUAUGCGAUUAAGAAGGUCCGCAAGAAGAGUGUUGACAUUACGCGGGAGAUGAAAAAGGAACUCAAACUGCUGCGGGAUACUCGCCAUGACAACAUUUGUGCUUUCAUUGGAGCCUGUACCGAUCCACCUAACAUCUGCAUAAUUACAGAGUAUUGUACUCGUGGUAGUUUGAAAGAUAUUCUUGAAAACGAGGACGUCAAGCUGGACAACAUGUUUAUCGCAUCAAUGGUAGCCGAUAUUAUCCGGGGUGUAAUCUAUUUACACGAAUCUCCAAUUCGGUACCAUGGUUCACUGUGUACAUCGAACUGCCUCAUUGAUUCACGCUGGGUAGUGAAAUUAAGUGAUUUCGGGUUGUUCGAUUUCAAGAAGGGUUUGGAGGAUAACUCCACCGACCUCCAGAGUAUGGCUGGCAAAUGUACAAAACUACUCUAUCGAGCUCCAGAAUUGCUACGAAGUGGACCAUGCUCUUUGGUAGCUGGCACCCAAAAAGGAGACUCCUAUUCAUUUGGCAUUGUUUUGUAUGAAAUUCACGUUCGUCAUGGGCCAUUUGGUGAAACAGGUCUCACUCCAAUGCAAUGUCUGCACAAAGUCCUUCAAGUUCAGGACUAUUUGUAUCCCUAUCGUCCAUCUCUGCAGCCAUUGGAAACCGCAUUCGAUUGUGUGCGAGAGUGUUUGCGUGAAUGUUGGAGUGAGCGACCUGAGGAGAGACCUGAUUUCAAAGCAAUUCGCACAAAAUUACGCCCGUUGCGAAAGGGUAUGAAGCCGAAUAUCUUCGAUAAUAUGAUGUCGAUGAUGGAAAAGUAUGCAAACAAUUUAGAGGCUUUGGUCGAUGAACGCACCGACCAAUUACAGGAAGAGAAGAAAAAGACUGAAGCAUUGCUGUUGGAGAUGUUGCCACGUCCGGUGGCGGAACAAUUGAAGAAAGGCAACAAAGUGGAUCCGGAAAGUUAUGAGCAUGUGUCGAUAUAUUUUAGUGAUAUUGUCGGCUUUACGACAAUGUCGGCCGAAAGUACACCACUACAGGUCGUUGAUUUUUUGAAUGACUUGUAUACGUGUUUCGAUUCGAUUAUUGGACAUUAUGAUGUGUAUAAGGUGGAGACGAUUGGAGAUGCAUAUAUGGUAGUUUCUGGUCUUCCCAUACGCAAUGGUGACUUACAUGCAGCUGAAAUAGCAACCAUGUCCUUGCAUCUACUCGAUGCAAUAGCUGAGUUCAAAAUACGUCAUCGUCCUACAAAUAAAUUACUCCUUCGAGUUGGCAUUCACACUGGUCCCGUUUGUGCUGGAGUUGUAGGCUUAAAAAUGCCUCGAUACUGUCUAUUUGGUGAUACAGUAAAUACUGCAUCUCGAAUGGAAUCGACAGGAGUACCUUUGAAAAUCCAUUGCAGUUCGCAAUGUAAGCAACUUUUAGACAAACUGGGAGGCUAUCAUUAUCAGGAACGUGGUAUCAUUUCGAUGAAGGGCAAAGGUGAACAACGUACAUAUUGGCUUUUGGGUGAGGAUGAAGAAGCUCGCAUUCGCCGAACCUAUGAACGUUCACAACGAAGAGGAUCGAGAGCCUUGAAUAAAUACAUUCAAGGGACUAUCAAACAGAAUCAUAUUAACGAUAUAGCUGCUGGUAUAAGAAGUUCAUUAAAAAAUAAAAAUAUUCCACGAAAUUCCUUAACACGCUCGUCGAGUCUGGAAUCACCAAAGAAAUUACGUUUCGCAACGGGAACACUUUUGGAAAAUCAUCGUUAUCAUAGUGAUGAAGCACUUCUCGAGGUAAUUUCGGAUUCAUUUUCAAGCCCUCGAAGGCCAAGCGGUGCUUCUAUACCUCCGGUAGGCUUUGAUGAUACCACAUUAUCCUGUCCAGCGAUAGAAGACUAUCGAACAUUUAAUAGAAACCGAAGGCCAAGUUCAUAUCCCACCGCAAAUACACCAUUAUUGAUGAAUCAUAUAGUGUGAAAGAAGCUUAAUAUAAAUUAAAUAUUUAAUUUAAAAAAAAUACAGGGGUUUCGAAACUACAAUUGUACCAACUAAGAACAUGACAAAGACCCUAUUUUUACCAAAUUUUGGUUAGAUAGCAAAAUAUAAUUCAUAGAAAAACUUUAAAUAAAUAAAAUUAAAGAAUUUAAAUCUAUUAUAAAUAAAUGUAUAUUUAUUGUUAAAAUGUGUUAAUUAAAACAAAACAAAAAAAAAAAUAAAACUGAAUAUUUU
Episyrphus balteatus (marmalade hoverfly) is the source of this 4957-nucleotide messenger RNA. RefSeq names its product speract receptor. Gene Ontology annotation, molecular function: guanylate cyclase activity; protein kinase activity; peptide receptor activity. Gene Ontology annotation, biological process: protein phosphorylation; cGMP biosynthetic process; receptor guanylyl cyclase signaling pathway. The transcript is spliced from 19 exons. Lineage: Eukaryota; Metazoa; Arthropoda; Insecta; Diptera; Syrphidae. The record is from RefSeq and is a predicted model, not a curated record. The coding region runs from base 1025 to 4705 and encodes 1226 amino acids.